AGCGCUCCAGACUCUACCCGUGAGCAGAGGCUCUAGCAGAGAUUUCUAUGUGAAGCACGCUGUCAUCGGGCUAGGCGGGUGGAUGCCCCACAUGUAGGAGCAGCAAUCAACCCAAUAUCUGAGGACAAAACACCGUUUGUUAUGAGUGAAUGCGUCGGUGAAAAGCUACACAAACAUUGUGGGAUCUUAUGACAUACGCUGGUACUCAGAUACAGGCCUGAAUAAUAUCAUUGGACGCAUAUGCAUAGAAAUCGUGGAUCAUUUGGAAGAAAUUGCACUGAAACGAUGAGUUGCAGAUGGGGGACAGAGCUGUGGGACCAGUUUGACAACUUGGAAAAGCACACCCACUGGGGCAUUGAGUUUGUGGAGAGGUAUACAAAGUUUGUUAAAGAGAGAUCUGAAAUUGAAAUCAGCUAUGCAAAACAAAUCAGAAACCUCUCUAAAAAAUAUCAGCCCAAGAAAAACUCAAGAGAGGAAGACGAAUACAAGUAUACGUCCUGUCGGGCCUUCCUGAUGACCCUGAAUGAGCUGAACGACUAUGCCGGACAACACGAGGUCAUCGCUGAGAAUCUCACCACUCAUAUCAUCUGUGAGCUGACACGCUAUAUCCAGGAGCUGAAAGCAGAGAGGAAAUCGCAUUUCCAUGAUGGCCGAAGAGCUCAGCAACACAUUGAGAAUUCUUGGAAACAACUGGAAUCCAGUAAACGGAGAUUUGAGAGAGACUGCAAAGAGGCGGACCGAGCCCAGCAGUACUUUGACAAGAUUGAUGCUGACAUCAAUGUGACCAAAGCAGAUGUCGAAAAACGGUGCUCUCUCAAGGCCAGACAGCAGGCCCAGUUGAAACACCAAGUGGCAGAGGACAGCAAGAAUGAAUACCUCACCUACCUGCAGAAGUUUAACAAGGAGCAGAAUGAACAUUAUUAUAGCCUUAUACCUCACAUCUUUCAGAAAAUACAGGAGAUGGAGGAGAAAAGGAUCGAGAAAGUGGGAGAGUCUAUGAAGACUUACGCAGAGGUCAAUCGAAAAGUGUUACCUAUUGUUAGCAAAUGCUUAGAUGGCAUGACCAAUGCAGCAGCAUCCAUCGAGCCAACAAUGGAUACCAAGCAGGUGGUGGAGUCCUUCAAGUCUGGCUUCGAGCCACCUGGCGACGUAGAAGUUGAGGACUAUAGUCUGUCUAUGAGGCGGACCGUGUCAGAGUCCAGCUAUCUGAACUCGCGGGGGGAGGGCAAGCCCAGCCGCAGCAACAGCAGGGGCAAACUAUGGCCUUUCAAGAGAAACAAGCUCAUGUCUUUGUUAGCUUCCCCACGCCAACCACCUCCUCCCCCCCCUACCUCCCCAUCACCCGGUGCCGUGCCCAACGGCCCCCAGUCUCCCCAGCAGCCCAAGGAGCCCCUCUCCCACCGCCUCAAUGAGUUCAUGACCUCCAAACAUAAAAUGCAAUGUUUAAGGAGUCUGACACGCGGGCUUUCUCUCAAGCUGGGUUCUGGCCCUGAAGAUUGUAGUCACCUGCCUCCUGAACAGAGGAGGAAGAAGCUCCAGGCCAAAAUCAAUGACAUCAACAAGGAGCUACAAAAAGAGGUGGAUCAGAGGGACGCUCUGACUAAAAUGAAGGACGUGUACGUACGGAACCCACACAUGGGGGACCCCAACAGCGUGGACCCACGAUUAGAGGAGAUCGGACAAGAUAUUGACAAGUUAGAACUGGAUUCAAGGAAAUAUGAAGCCUGGCUGCUGGAGGUGGAGACAAGGUUAGCAGAAAAGAGUGACCCACACAGACGACAAAGUGGAUUGUACGACUCCAACGCUACUACACCUGUCAACAACAACUGUGCACCUGUCAACCGAGAGAGCCCGGACGGCAGCUAUACAGAGGAUCAUAGCACAGAGCAUCACCUCAAAUCUCGGAGCACCGACUUUGAUGAUGACUUUGAUGACGAGGACCCACUCCCCACUAUCGGAACUUGUAAAUCGCUUUACCCUUUCGAAGGUCAGAACGAAGGCACCAUUUCCAUGGCCGAGGGGGAGCUGCUGUAUGUCAUCGAGGAGGAUAAGGGUGACGGGUGGACGCGGGUGCGCAGGAACGAGGAUGAAGAGGGAUACGUUCCCACAUCUUACAUCAAGGUCUUUUUCGACACAAAUGCCAAAGGUGCUAUGACAUACAUAUAAUUGUCAUUUUAUGAGAUGGGCAAUGGGUGGACAAACAUAUACAAAAAUCUCUUUGACAUUUCAACCCCCCUGAAGUUUCCGAAAUAUCCAAGAAUCAUUUUGGAGACGGAACUCGCAGAACAACGGACUGUAUUUACAUUUGUACUUGUGCUUUUUACCUUCUACCAUCUGGCACCCGUUCAAACUCAUUUUGGAGAAGUCUUUGUUUGUGUGUAUGAACAGGUGUGGAUGUGAUAAGUUGUCAGAACCAACUCGACACCGCUGUCGAUAUCAGCUACACCUUGCUUCUAGCACUAAUAGUAAUAACCAAACGUCAAUUUCUUGAUUUAUUUGACCAACAAAUUUAGAUAUGUACAGUAAGGCUUCUCAUAUUAGAAAGCAUUGCAUCUAAACAUAUCAAUUCCUCUUUGGAAUAGCUAUUAUUGCAUGCCUAAAGACAAGACUCAUGGUAUGCAGGUUAUGCUCUUCCAGCCUCCACUGCGUUGCAUGCACAGUACAUAGUAUAUCUGCGCUUGAGCAGCGACCAUCAUUGCUGUAAGCUUGCGAAGCAGAGAGGCAAACUAAAUCAGCUGUUGCAUGUGGACAUGUUUCAAAGUAUCAAAGAGAGGACAUGACUUUUUACACAGUAAAGCAAAAAAAACAAUGUGAUAGUUAGAAAAGGACACUGCUUGCACGUUGUCUUGAUUAGCAAUAGUACGACAUACGAGUGUAUUCCCUUCUACAAGCUGUUGGCCCUCCUCCAAAAUCUGACAAAGGGGCUUCAUUGAAGGGCCUAAACUACUGAAUGUCGCGCUAAGUCUACAGUUGUGUUCUCGACAGAUAGACAGUCAUUUCAUUCUGAGACGCAUGGUGAUGCACCCGCCAUUCCAUCAUUGGCAUGAUAUUGAUUUCUUGUUUUUAUAAUGAUCAAUCUAUCCCUGCUUUAUUUGAUACUGAGUUGUUCUGCAUGCUUGAACCAAUUGACAUGACAAAUUAAGUCAAAUCAGAUGAGCAUAGUAUUGUAACCAGGUAGUAUUUCUGUUUUGAAAAUGAUUAGCACAUGUAAACCUAGAGUUUUCUGUCUUUAAUUUGCCAUUGACGUUCAGACUCACGCCCUCGAGCAGCAUAGACUCGACUGUAUGCACACGUAAUCUGCCGGGAUGAUUGUCAGAAUGUGAAGGAAUGUCAUGGGUUUACUUUCGCUUCUCUUAAUGCAUCACCACUAACAUGUCUUGUGUGAUUUUUGUUUGUUUGUUUGCUUUUUUGUUUGCUUUUUUCUUAUUGCAGAUUCCUAAAAGUCUCUGGCUCGCACAGGGAUGGCAGGGCACAGGUCCUUGCGAAAAAGAGCCCUCCUCUUAAAACUGUAGUCAGAGAGACGACAGACUAAAGGGACAAAGUUGCAAGGCAGUCCAAUUUGCGACCCAGUACAGAAAUCCAUUGCGGGUUUCUAUUGAAUGGAUCAAAAACAACACACAUUGCGGGGCAACUACCAUUUCUAGUCAUUUUCCUCUUGAUUGUCUCUGCAAGCUUGCUUCUUGUUUUUCUAACUGGAGAUAAGUAUCAUGUUGUGGGCUGCUUGCUGUUCUACUGUACCUUGGCCCCCAGGGGCGGUACUUGUUUCAGGGGAGAGGAGUCUGAGACAGCCUUGUUACACAUUGGUGGCUAUUCUAAACCUGCAUUUCAAUCUAUCGUCACAAACAAAUUCUACACUGUAGGAAAAAACUUAUGGAAAAUACCGCGACACUUUGGCUGAAAUUCCAUUGGUUAAUUCCCAUGGUGAAGGAAAAAAGCC
Molecule: messenger RNA, 3937 nt
Organism: Oncorhynchus gorbuscha (pink salmon)
Lineage: Eukaryota; Metazoa; Chordata; Actinopteri; Salmoniformes; Salmonidae
Product: formin-binding protein 1-like
Exons: 17
Coding region: 241-2166 (641 amino acids)
Biological process (GO): endocytosis; signal transduction
Molecular function (GO): protein binding
Source: RefSeq, a predicted model, not a curated record